Molecule: messenger RNA, 1058 nt
Organism: Triticum urartu
Lineage: Eukaryota; Viridiplantae; Streptophyta; Magnoliopsida; Poales; Poaceae
Source: RefSeq, a predicted model, not a curated record
AUGGACCGUCCAGUGGGGCUCGGGGAAAAGGUUCCGCAAGCUGGGCACCGCGUCGAGGGGGGAUCUCACCGAUGGGACGGACGGAGAAGAGCUCAGUGCAGUGCGUCUCACGGGCAAGGCGAGCUGAUGGGAGCGCUCGGGGAUCGGUCGAGAGGCGAGAGCAGUGGAACGACAGCAAAGCUUAUUGGCAUGGCGAGGCGACGGAUACAGGGCCGGGCUGGACCGACGGAUGGUUACUGUCGGGUUAUUCUACCACCGGCUUUGUGGCGCGAUGAGUGCGCGCGCCAUAGCAGCUCUGCCGACGGCUCAGGGAGCGGAGGGAGAGAGCAGGAUGUGGUGAGAGUUCGGGCAGUAUUACUCAAAACCCCUAAAAAACAGUAUUACUCAAAAAAAAACCAACCAGCACCAGUCUCCGUCACUCUCUCCAUUCCCGCACAGUCCUUAGAUCUCACCCACUCCACUCCCUCCGCUCCCCCCCACAACCGGCGACUUCAUCUCCCACCGCCGCCCCCUCUCAUCCCUUCCCCUCCACUCAUCCGACGUCGAUCAGGUGCGCGCACCCUCGUCUCCCGCGGAGGUGGCGGCGAGGUGCAUGAACGCGGUGUGCGGCGCGCCCGCCCCGACGGCGGCGGGGUGGGCGAGUGGAGGAAGGACUGGCCGCUACGAUCCGGCGGCUUCGCCGUGCUCUGCGACAAGUGCGGCCAGAUGAAGGCCGUCGAAGAUCACAAGGGCAGCUUGCUAUUGUACAUGAUUUCAACACAUAAGGGCAGCUUGUUACAUUUUACAGAAACUCAUGAUGUUGGCAAUGGUAAGGGGGCGAAAUCAUGAAGGCACGGUUGGGUUGCAAGGUGCUCAAACUCUCAUAUUGCGAUUUGCCUACAACUUUGUUGGUAUGUUUGGUUGUUUGUAGUUUGUUUCUGUGACCUGUACUAAACUAUAUAGCAGCUAUUUGCAGUCUGACAUACAUCUGCAUAUACAAAACUCAGAGAAGUCAUGGAAAAAACUUGCUGUUAAGCAACUAUAUGGGCGUCAGAAAGAACUUCAGUCAUUUGUUUGAA